GUUACUCAGUUCUCACACGAGCGUAGCCACAGACCCAGGGCAGCAGCGGCCAGAAACGGGAAAAGGAAAAGAGGGAAAAAAAAAAUUAAAAGAAGAAGAAAAAAAAAGGAGGAAAGAGGAGAUGAAACUACUGGGAUGGUGGUUAAUGUUAGUGGGUUCACUUCGGUUGGCAUCGGUAUGGUUCGGAUUCGUGGAUAUUUGGGCUCUACGCCUCGCCGUUUUCUCUCAGACAACCAUGACUGAAGUUCAUGGAAGGACAUUUGGGAUUUGGACACUAUUGACAUGCACCCUCUGCAUUCUUUGUGCAUUUAACCUUGACAAUAAGCCAUUGUAUUUGGCAACAUUCUUAUCCUUCAUCUAUGCCUUUGGUCAUUUCUUGACCGAGUACCUGAUAUAUCAUACCAUGGCCAUUGGGAACCUUACAACUGUUGGCAUCUUUGCAGGCACAUCCAUAAUAUGGAUGCUAUUGCAAUGGAAUGCACAUCAGCCGGUGAAGACUAAGAAUAAGUAGAGCUGUAAAGCAUCAGAAGCUAUUAUUCUGCACAUGAAGCAGAUGAGUUCAAGUUAGUUGCUCUGUGCUUUAUCUUUGUUGCUGAAGGAAAUUCGUCAUGGCUAUGGCUGGGUAAACUAGCUUUGAUGGUUCAGCUCUCAAAGAACCUUUGAUAUUGGGUGUUUCUUGGUAUUAAGCUUUCAAUCUCAUCAUCUUUUUGCAUCCCUUCUUUGGAUAACCUUGUUGGCGUUAAUUAUUCUUUCUGUACUCGUGGUCCUUCAACAUUUUUUCUGAUAUCUUGCUACAAUUGGGGGCCAUAUUGUUCUUUAGUCAAACAUUGAUGGGCGUUAAUCAAGUAGGGAUUCAUGAUUUGUUUUGGUGGUAGUUGAUGAAUUUGCAGUUUAUGAACUC
Coffea eugenioides is the source of this 901-nucleotide messenger RNA. Its product is annotated as ergosterol biosynthetic protein 28. Gene Ontology annotation, cellular component: membrane; endoplasmic reticulum. NCBI's taxonomy places the organism in Eukaryota, Viridiplantae, Streptophyta, Magnoliopsida, Gentianales, Rubiaceae. Gene Ontology annotation, molecular function: protein-macromolecule adaptor activity. Bases 122 to 511 code for a protein of 129 amino acids. The record is from RefSeq and is a predicted model, not a curated record. The transcript has 3 exons.